This is a messenger RNA of Silurus meridionalis, 14869 nucleotides long. RefSeq names its product trinucleotide repeat containing adaptor 6C1 (gene tnrc6c1). Lineage: Eukaryota; Metazoa; Chordata; Actinopteri; Siluriformes; Siluridae. Gene Ontology annotation, biological process: miRNA-mediated post-transcriptional gene silencing; positive regulation of nuclear-transcribed mRNA poly(A) tail shortening. Gene Ontology annotation, cellular component: nucleoplasm; P-body. Gene Ontology annotation, molecular function: protein binding; RNA binding. The record is from RefSeq and is a predicted model, not a curated record. The transcript is spliced from 19 exons. Bases 2760 to 7781 code for a protein of 1673 amino acids.
UUCCUAACGCAACCCUCCCCAUUUAUCCGGGCUUGGGACCGGCACUAAGAGUGCACUUGCUUGUGCAAAACUAAUGGCUGGGGUUGGUUUCCUGACCGGGAAUCAAACCUGGGCUGCAGCGGUUUGCAGCGAGGAUGUGCAACUAGAUUUUGAGGGGAUUUCUGCUCAUUCAGCCACAAGUAUGUUAGUAAAGUCAGGUAGGUACAUCAGGUACUGAUGAUUUCUGGGGUGCAGUCAGCAUUCCAAUUCAUCCCAAAGGCGUUCAAUAGAAUUGUGACGCAGGAACAGGUUUGGGUCUCCUUGUUCAAGUGAUGAGAAAGUUUCAUACUAUCACCGCUAAAGACAAUCCUAUACAAUUGUGUCCAUCCAACUUUUUGGGGAAGAACCACGCAUAGCUGGAAAAGUUAGGUGUCUGAAUACAUUUGUCCAUAUAGUGUAUGUUGAUAGCAAACAUCAUGUUCCCUAGUACUACUUUGUUCUAUGAGUGCUAGAUCUCAACUGCAGUAUUCAUUGCUCUGCUGAUAAAAACAUAGAAGGUCCUGGUUUCUAAUUGGAGUCUAUUGGGAAGACCUCAUUAUCCCCUACUGAGUCCCGGUUCUUAGCCUUGUAGCUAAGCUGCUGUUUGCCUCUUCUUACAGCAGACUUAUUAAAAAUGAACCAAAUAAUACUGACUGGAUAAAAAUGACUGUUGGAUUAUUUUAAGUGCUUCUUUUUUUUUUUUUUUUAACAAAAAAGGUUCUCAUUAAUUUUGAAUGGCCAAUUUCCAGUUUCUCUUUAGAUCUUAUUAGACAGACAGUUUUUUCCACUGUAAGAAUGAAGUACAUUGAUUAUAUUUGGCAGUAAUAAGCAAAAUUUAUCAUUUUACAUAUAAAAAAUACACACACGCGAUAAAAUGAUUUUCGGCUGAUGCAUACAUGUCCUUGUGGAUUGUUUCGCUUUCCUGAAAUUUGAUCAGUAAUCAGCACAGUAAUGAUCAUAAUUUACAUUGUUCACAGUUUAGGGUUUAAGGAUGCUGUUCAUGUGCUGCACUUUGCAAGCUGAUCACAGGAAGAGCUUACUUGUGACUGUUCCAAAUAGCUGCUUGUUAUGAAAGUUUUAUAAUGGUUGCUUUGGAAACGACCGCAAGAAUUAUGCACACCAUGCAGCUCCUCAUCAGCGUGUGGAUAACAAGAUGAUCUUGGUUUUGUUUGUUAAAGGGAUGUUUUUGUAUGUGUUUAACCUGGUAUUUGUACCCAAUAGAAACAGGACCUGGUUAAAAGGUGGUUAUGGUUCCCGGUAAACGAGUUAAUGGGGAAUAGAAGCAAGUAAGAGUGACAGCUGGUUUUCUUUUAUUUCAAAUGUUAAUAUGGUUGGAAAAGUGGCCAAAGGUUUACAAAAGAGUAUAUACUAUGUGGUCACUCUCAGUCUGUAAUGUGGAGAACUACACAGUAGCAUUCCAUAGAUUAUAAAGCUCUGACCUCAACUCGCUUUGAGAUGAAUGUGAAUUCUGACUGCACCCCAGACCUCCUUACCUAAUAUUUACUAAUUUACUAACACCCUGGCUAAAUGAAAUCUCUCAAAUCUCCACAAGCUCACUUCAACAUGUAGUGGAUCAUCUUCCCACAAGAGUGGAUGGUAUUAUUAUAGCAAAUUGGGACUAAAGGUGGUAAUAGAUGUUCGAAAAACACAUACCAAUGUUAUGUCACACUUUUAACCUGAAGUGCGUGUGGAUAUUGUAUAUAUCUGCAAUUCUCUGUUAUGUAUAUGUAAAUAUCUGUUUGGCCAGAGAAAGCAGGCGUCUGUGAGAAGGUUUGAUCUUUAAAUUGUUUUUAUACAGUAGGCUGUGUGUAUCAGGCAUUUUGUAAAUAGUGCCAUCAUGUAUGAGAGAAACUUUUUUUUUUUUUAUAUAUAUAUAAACCACUUGCUCAUUUUGCUCCACCUCUAUAGCCACACACACACACACACACACACACACACAGGCACACACAUUUCCCUCCCCCACUUCUUCACAGUGUAUGCACACUGCAAAGACAUUUAACUCUUGGCCACCUGCCUGCCUUCAUGUCAGCCUGUUUCCCAUUUGGCGGUGGAGUGUUUCUCUUUCCUUUUCAUGGUGGGGGUGGGUGCAGGAAGCCUUCAUCUGAUAUUCAUUAUUACAGUAUUACUCUUUUUUUUUUCCUUCUUCUUUUUUACACAAAACGGGUUGUUUUAAACACCCUAGUGUGGUAGCAGUAAGAGAGAGAGAGAGAGACUUUGUGUGUGUGUUCAAUUUCACACGUCCAUAUGUGCAGCUUAUGCACAGACGCCGUCCUGCUUUUUGUCUUGGUGUUGCUAUUGAGCGAGAUUUAGACCUGCGAAUGUGCUGUGCUAAGCCGAAAUGGUCUUCUAGAUUUUGUGUGACCAUUCACAAGCAUAAACUGAGCCCUGAGCACUGAACAAUGACAGGAAAAGAAAUCUCCGUUUCGCUCUGCUACGUCUUCCACUCCUGUGCGAGUGGAAAAAAGCACUGCCCCCCUGUUUUACCCUUCACCCGGGGUGCACUCCCUGCACGCAAGCACAAGCACAAGUGCGAGUCUGCUCUCGGCUUCAGCAGCGUCGAGAUAUAAAAAUAAGGCUGGAUCCUCUCAGAGCAGUGUGGGAUGAACAGGGCGGUCGCUUGCAUGCUGUGCCCCAGUUUCUUGGCAGCGGUUCAAGAGUGAGCCUUCGAAAGACGUAUUGUAGGAGACAUAUUGGAUCAGGAAUGCCUGACAUUCUGCACACAACCUAAAGUCCAUGGGACGAUGGUCGGGAGGCUCCUCUCUUCAGACCUGCCCUUGCAGAGUGGCCAUUCAGCACAUUAUGAGAGUCCCCACUGGGGACAUACACCCAGUGCUUCUAUAGGCACAACCACUAAUAGUGGCUGGGAUCAACUGAUUAUAGACAAAAGCGAUACAGAGGAGUGGCCUUCUAUUUCUCGCAGCGAAAGCCACAUCCCUACAGGAUGUCCAUCAGAUACUGAAAUUGUCAACAGCAGCAACACAGACAGCAUGAGCAUGGCCACAGGGGGCAGCCAACAAGGACACUUUCCCACAAAUCAUCCCAGUAAAGCCAGUAACAGCCACUCAGGAUGCAUUCUCUCCAGCCAGAGUGGGGCCAGUAGAGGCUGGGGCUCUGGCCCAUCUCUUGCUGUUGCUGGAGAAGGAAAGAGUGACAACAGCAGUGCAUCAAUGGGGGCCAGGACCUGGGGCUCCUCUAACUUUAACUUGAAUUUGAAUCCCAAUGCCAACCCCUCUGCCUGGCCAGUUCUGGGACAUGAGGGGGUGGGCGUGGGUGGCAGCUCUGGAGUAUCCAACCAAGCUUCUUCUAAUAUUUGCAGCCCACCAGGUGCUCCAUCCUCUGGACCCAGCAGUAGUGGCAGUUUAAUUGGGGGCAAUGGAAAUCCUGCUGGAAACUCUGGUAAUGGUAAUAGCACCACCGCCUGGGGUGGUAUGGUGUCUAAUGAUACCUCUGAGCCACACUCCUCUCCUUCCACGAAUGUGUCUUUUAGCUCUGAACCUCAGAACCUUAACACUGAAGGACCAAAUCACACUAAGCAAGAGCCCAUUAUCCCUGCCAACAGUCGGCCUAACUGGGGUGUCACCCCUGUUGGCAUGGGCUCUUUUGUCCAGUCUCCAACAGGAAACUCACAAGUCAAUGGGGAGGAGGGGUCCGUUUGGGGUAAUGGAGAUGCCAAGACUGCCAAUAGCUCCAAGGAUUCAGGAAGUGGAUGGGGUCAAGGAGUAGGCUCAGGCACCCCUGGAUGGGGACAAGCCUCAUCUAAUGGGGACUGGGGUAAACAUUCCAGUGAACCUAAAGGGUGGGAGUCUGCAGGAUCUCCCACUCAAGAGCAGCCACCCAGUUCUUGGGGCAGUGGGCCUAAAGCUCCAGCUAGCGAGGGAAGCAGUGACAGCAUGGAUGGUCAUUCUCACAGGAGGGAACACUCAAGAGACAUGGCCCCACCUCUCCUGCCUGCCCAGGACAUGGACCCAAGAGUUUUGUGCAACACAGGAUGGGGACAGACCCCUGUGCGUCAGCACACAGCUUGGGAGACUGAAGAAGCUGCACGCUUAAAUCACAAGAAUGAUGUUGGUACUGAAGCCUGGGGCUCAUCUUCUAAAGCACCUCAUAUGGCACAUCCACCAUCUCAUGGUAGUGCCAAUCCAAGUUCUGGACCAGACUCUGGGGGCAAGAGUGAUGCACAUCGCCCCACUGCAGGAAAUACUUCCGGCUGGGGAUCGUCCCCAAGUCAGCCAUGCUCUGGAUGGGGAGAUAACACCAAGAAACCCCCUAUUGGUCCAGGGGGUUGGGGCAACCCACCACAAGGAGGCCAUAGUGGUAGCUUACAAAAAAGUGGCCAGUCCUGGGUCUCUGAAGAUAAGUCUCCUACAUGGGAGGACUCCCAUGCAAAGGCAAAACCUCAGGGUUGGGGAGAGGGCCCCAAGCCAUCCCAUGGUUGGGGCUCUGACCCAGGAGGGGACAGUGGAACUGGUGAUGAGUGGGGUGACUCUGGAGAGGGAAAAAAGAAUGGACCGUCCACCUCUUCUUGGGAGGGAGAUGGAACCGGAUGGAAAGAAAGCUCUCGUGGUUGGGGAAAACCACCCACAGGUGGUGGCUGGGGAGAUUCACAGCGUUCCAAUGCCUCAACACAGGGUUGGAGCAACAAGUCUCAGGAGGGUGGCAAUGGCAGUAGUGCGGGUGGUGGCAUGGGUUCAUGGGGAGGUUCAGGCUCUAUAAAACAGACUGGUUCUGGUUGGGGAGGAAGCAAUGGGGGAGGUGUAAAACAUAAUCAUGCUGCAGAGCCCACAGGAUGGGAAGAGCCUUCCCCUCCCUCCAUCCGACGCAAGAUGGAAAUUGAUGAUGGUACCUCAGCUUGGGGUGAUCCAAGCAGUUAUAAGAAGACAGUAAACCUCUGGGACAGGAACAAUCCUGGAAUGCAGAAUAAAACAGGCUCUGGAAAUGCCAACAAUCCCCCCAACAACCAUCACCACCAUACCCACCAUAGUCAGCCUCCAUUGCAGGGCCAUGGUCAUGGAGGUCCAGUUGCAGCCAACAACCAUAUCACUCCUGACAAUUCAAGCCAGCAUCAAGCUGUGGUUCCCCAUAGCAGAGCACCCCUGAUGACCACAGGAUGGGGAGAAAUGCCUAAUGUCCACUCCAAACCUGAGCCCUCAUGGGGAGAACCGGUGGCCCCUCCAGCAAGUGUGGACAAUGGCACGUCAGCAUGGGGCAAACCCACUGGGGGCUGGGGUGAGAGUAGCCCCGAAGGCUAUGGCCGGACUGGAGGCCCACCAGGAUCUGCCCCCUGCAAGCCAGCCUCUAAAUCUAUGCAAGAUGGCUGGGGAGGUGGAGAGGACAUGGGCCUGUCGACAGGGCAGUGGGAGCAGGAUGAGGGUGACAUGUGGAACAGCACAGCCUCUCAGGAGAGCAGCUCAUCCUGCAGCUCAUGGGGCAACCAGCCGAAAAAAGUUUCACAAAAGGUCUUACAGGCGAAGGUUCCUAACAAACAAGACGAUGCCUGGAUCAUGACCCGUCUGAUUAAGCAGCUGACAGAUAUGGGUUUCCCUAGAGACCCUGCAGAGGAGGCUUUAAAGAGCAACAAUAUGAACCUGGACCAGGCCAUGAGCGCCCUGUUAGAAAAGAAGACUGAAUUAGAUAAGCGAGGGUUGGGAAUCUCUGACUACAGUAAUGGCCUCGUCAACAAGCCAAUGAGCUGCAGGCCAUCAAUCAUCUCCAAAGACUCCUCCUCAGACCGUCCUACCUUCCUGGACAAGGACGCAGGACUAGCGGACGAUGCCCAAACUUCACCAUUUAUGCCUUCUCCCAGCCUGAAGCUCCCGUUGGCUAGUGCUGCCCUCCCUGGCCAGAGUCUUGGGGUCACAAUGCAAAACUUGAACAACAGACAGAUGCAGAGUGGCAUGUUUGGCAGUAGUGGAACAGCACAAACCCGGGCUCUGCAGCAGCCUCCUCCUCAGCCAGCAGUGCCACCUCUCAGCUCCUCCCAGCCUAGUCUACGUGCUCAAGUGCCUCAGUUUCUCUCCCCUCAGGUUCAAGCACAGCUCUUACAGUUCGCAGCAAAAAACAUUGGUCUCAACCCUGCACUUUUAACCUCACCAAUAAACCCUCAGCAUAUGACCCUGUUGAACCAACUCUACCAUCUGCAACUGGCAUACCAGCGUUUACAAAUUCAACAGCAGAUGUUGCAGGCACAGCGUAAUGUUUCUGGCCCGAUCAGACAACAGGAGCAGCAAGUUGCACGUACAAUCAAUAACAUGCAGCAGCAGAUCCAGCAGCACCAGCGGCAGCUGGCCCAGGUUUUGCUGGUGAAGCAGCAGCAGCAGCAGCAGCCUCCUCCCUCUCAUCCCAGCCUGCAUCCAAGCACAGGCAAAUCAGCACUGGACGCAUUUUCUUCACACCAACAGGCAUCAGGCCUCUCUGUCUCUGACCUGCCGACCAAAGAGCCGCAGUCGUCUCCCAACUCCUUCUCCUCUUAUACUCUCUCUGGAUUGAAUCCCAACAUGAAUGUAAACUGCAUGGAAGUGGGAGGUCUGUCCAUGAAGGACUCUCCUCAGCCUCAGUCGCGCCUGUCACAGUGGACGCACCCCAACUCCAUGGAGAAUCUCACUGGCAGCUCCUCAUCUAUGGAACCUGGCCUCAGCAAGCAUGUUCCAAACCUUGGUGCUCCAGGUAAACCCACUCUGGACGACUCCUACAACCCGUAUAACCUGAUGCAGGCCUCUGACUCUUCUGCCAGUACACUGGUGACUCCAGACAGCUGGGGCCAGAGCAAGAACGCCAACGACAAGAUGUCCAACGGGACCAACAUCAACUGGCCACCAGAAUUCUGCCCAGGAGUGCCCUGGAAAGGACUACAGAAUAUUGAUCCUGAGACUGACCCUAAUGUGACCCCAGGAAGUGUUCCCAGUGGCCCCACUAUCAACACCAACAUUCAGGAUGUAAAUCGCUACCUGCUCAGAGACAGGAGUGGAGGCAAGCUAUCAGACAUGAAAUCCACUUGGUCGCCUGGGCCCAUCUCACACACGCAGGCCUCACUGUCCCAUGAGCUGUGGAAGGUGCCUCAGGGACCGAGGAACACUACAGCCCCUACCCGUCCUCCACCUGGCCUGACCAAUACAAAGCCCUCCUCCACCUGGGGGGGCAACAGCUUAGGCUUGGUGCCUGGCUGGAGCAGCUCAUACUCCUCAGGUACAACAUGGAGUACAGACAGCUCCAACAGAACCAGCAGCUGGCUAGUUCUAAGGAACCUCACACCCCAGAUUGACGGCUCUACUCUGCGGACGCUGUGCAUGCAGCAUGGCCCCUUAAUCACAUUCCACCUCAACCUGACACAGGGCAACGCCGUGGUGCGCUACAGCUCCAAGGACGAGGCUGGCAAAGCCCAGAAGUCCCUGCACAUGUGUGUUCUCGGCAACACCACCAUACUUGCAGAAUUUGCUGGAGAGGAGGAGGUGAACCGCUUCUUUGCACAGGGUCAAUCCCUCACACCCACCACCAGCUGGCAGGCCAACCCAGGCACCAAUCAGACUCGGCUUGGGGGUGGAGCGUCUGUCACGUCGCACCCCAUUGGCCACUGGAACACCGCCAGCCUGGGAGGAGGCGGCGCUGUCAGCGCACCUAAAGGGGGCAACGAGCUGCUAUGGGGUGGUGUGCAGCAGUACUCCAGCCUUUGGGGGCCACCCAGUACGGAAGAGGGCCGAGUGGUAGGCAGCCCAACCCCUAUCAACACGCUGCUUCCCGGAGACCUGCUGAGUGGAGAGUCCAUGUGAUGGAGUCGACUCAGGAGGAGAAUUAUGAAUAUGAAAAAAAAAAAUGAACAUGAAACACAAAAAAAGAAUUAAAAACAUAAAUAAAAACUUGAAGAAAUAUAAUUACGCAGGAGCAAAAACCAAGCAGAAUCAUGUGGUGAUAAUCAGCAUAAUUGGAACUGUGAACCAAGAGACAGGAGGCUGAAGAUACACUUGUAGAGGCUGCUGACCUUCUUCCUCUUCUCCUCCUUUUUAUUUUGCAUCAUUUCAGUGGAUUUUUGUGUUUUAUUUUUUUGUUUUUUUUGUUAGUUUUUUUCCUGUGAGGCUUUGGUUACAGUAUUUUCUAAGACUUUUGGAAAAGCGCAAGUGAUUCAACUAAAAGGAAAUUGAACCUUUAAUUACGAACUUUCUCUUAAUAACUGAAAACUGUGUAUUUUACUACAACUGAUCAGACAAGCUGCCAUUUUUAAAUGUCCCCCUGGCACAAGCCCCUCAUCGCCCCGGAUACACCGUACGAGCCUUCCUCCCUACUCCCCCAAAGAAAUGCAUCAUUCCUUUCAGCCCUUCCCUUUAGACUGUAUACAUUGCUUGUGUGUGUGUGUGUGUGUGUGUGUGUGUGUGUGUGUGUGUGUGUGUGUGUGUGUGUGUGUGUUUGUGUGUGUGUGUGUGUGUGUGUUCACCUGUUAACCUGGCGGGUUCGUUUAACAGCACUAAACUAGCCUUAACUGCUUACCAGCCCAUCUCCCACACACUCACUCUGGGCUUACAGAAGAGAUGGAUCCAAGAAUUGCACAUUUUUUUCCUCACUUUUGAGCCAGCAGAGAAGAAAAUAAAUUCCAUUCUUGACUUAGCACACAGGUCACAGCACACAUCUGCUUUUUUCCUCCAGACCUCAGCCAUCACCCUUGUCUGUCUGCAUCACUAUUAAAGGGACAGACGUGCGGCUGGUGCUUACUCAUCUGCAGGACAGGCUGAGCAAAUAGUUGCCAGCGUAAUGUGUGUGCGCGCGUGUGUAUGUGUGCUGCAUUUAACCACUGUCUUCAAAACUUUAACAAAACACUCGGAAACACACCACGUACACGUCCUUCUCUUCUGCGCCAUGAAUGACCUCAAGUUAUUUGUGACCCAGUGGGGAAGAAAAAAAAAAAAAACCCGAAAUUGUUUGUCGGACGUGCAAUAUGCCACAGACUCUUCCGUCCAUCGUUAUACAGAUCUUAUGCUGGUGAAGUUUUCUUUUCUAAAUCGGAGGUGAGGGGUUACAACAAAGACAUCGCCGGCAUCAUCGUCGUCCCUCAUCCACCAAGUGCGGGGACAAAGAGAAAGACUUUCUCAUGGUGUGUGAGCCUGUAGUGAAGACGAUCACUAGCACUUCCUUAAAAAAAAAACAAAAAAGACACAAAGUGACCAUAGCAGGAUGCGGGCUUCAAACCAAAUAAGUGUUUCUUGUAAAACCCAGUAGACAAGGUGCAUUUUAUGUUGUAUUUGGUACAAAUGAACAGAACAAAAUGGGCUGAUUUGGGGAAUUAAAAAAAAUAAGGGUGGUUUAUCAUAGCACUUACCAAGAGCAUCGAGCUCCAACUUCAAUGCCAACAAAUCACACAUGGAAAGCUGGAACUGAAAAACGCAAAGUAAAAGCAAUCUACAUAGCUUUUCCAUGCUUUUUUUUUUUUUUUUUUUUGGGAAAACUCUAAACGGAUUUUUUUCCUUAUGUCCCUCCCUUGGAUGGACCUCAAAUGGUAGCAAAUGAAGGGUAGUUUAACAAGAGAAAAAAAAGAAACAAACCAUGCAAAACUGAAAACUGAUUCUGAAGCAUUCUUGUGUUUAUAUAUAUAUAUAUAUAUAUAUAUAUAUAUAUAUAUAUAUAUAUAUAUAUAUAUAUAUAUAUAUAUACAUAUAUAGAUAUAUAUAUCAAAGAGAAUAUUACUGUUACAGUACUCCAAAAUUGUCCGCCUUUUUGUCUAGAGAUGCUAGACAUGUCCAUAUGUGGUAAUAGAUCCUGCGGGGCCCUUACGCCUGGCGGCCCCACCUUCCUUGGAUAAUAAGUGUGGCCACUGAGUGCCUAUCUGUUGUGGCGCCCGCUGUGCCCACGCUGACUCUGACGCCACUGUGCCAGACCGGUGCGCCCGAUGCCAGAGCGUGCUUGGAGCUGCUGUUUUGGCCUGGCGCGGGGCAGCAGCUCUCUCAGAAAUGGCCCGACAGUACUCUUGCGCCAGCAUUUGACCUCGUCUCAACUCUCUUAAAACUCUUUUCUUUUCAUGCAAAGAUCACUUUAGCUGGAAGUGGACACGAUCCUUUCACGUCAUUUUUCUUUUUUUUUUUUUUUUUGUUUCCUGGAAUUGCAAGUGUUGCUAUAUUUCUUAUUUUUUUGUCAACAUUGCUGUUAUUGUUGUCUUGAUGAUAAUGCUUUGGAGUGUGUGUGUCUGUGAGCGAGUGUGUGAAGUGUGCAUGAGUUCAUGCAGUGGUCUUUUACAGUAGCUGCUCUUUAUCAGCCCCUUUCCACUGCACAUAUGCAGGAACAUUGGGAGAAAGAGGCAUGUCUACGCCUUUUCUGAAUCGCAAACGUUCACUAUGCCAUGUCAGCAGAUCAUGCUGAUCUCGAAUGACGGUUUAGGGAUUGUUCCUUUUUUUUUUUUUUCCUGGUUGCUUUUACAGAUUGACUGAAUCUAGGGGGCACGUGUAAGUGUAGUUGCGAGUAUUAGACAUGCUCAGCCUGCCUGCUACCUGUCCAUCACUUUCCCCAUUCUCAUGUUCCCUUUCCUUCUGUCUGCCUCCUGUUUAUUCUGGCGCUCUGUCCUGUACUCAUACCGGUGCUGAAGGCGAACAACCACAGCGCACGCUCCUUCUUUAACACUUCUCGUUAUCGCAGUAAUAAAACGCAAACGACAAGAGAAGAACCUCUUUUUCUAUGCAAAGUCCGAAUGAAAGGUACAUGACCACUGUCACUCAAUUACAGCCCAUCAUUUCCUGUUUUUUCCCCACUAGUUACGAGUUUGUUGAUUUCUGAGCAGGCAGCUUCCUGUUACUGUGGCCUUCAGUGUUUUUGCAUCUCUGAACGCCAGUCGUCGUCUUGGUCCCGAAAAAAAAAAAAGCGAUCCCACGUGUCAGAAUUUUCUUUUCGAAGUGACAACUUUGUGCAUGCAAUCUCAGGGCAGACUCAGAGAAGUCCAAAACGUAGUUGUUGUUUUUUUUUCCCUCCCAAAGGAGGGAAUUCAUAUAUUAUUCAGCGGGUUUUGUUUUCUUGCACUCUUAUAUUGCUCAAGACGUAUUUUAUAUUUGGAAAGAAUUAGUUCAGCAGUAUCGGGAAAUCUUUUUAUUCGUGUUGUUUUGUUUUGUUAGUUUUUUCCUUUCCAUGUGCGGUUUCUUCAGCAUGCAUGCUCUUGAUCGUUUCUGCAAUAUUGCCAAAAGAAUGUUAAGACAACUAUUAUUCCGAAAUGAUUUCUAGAAAACUUUAUAGAUUUCCAUGUUUCUAGAUUUGGUUUUCUAGAAGAUGGAAAGGUAGAAAGCAGGCUGGCAUCGAAACUGACGGGUAGCACCUUGUCCCAGGCAUUACAAUUAUAAAGGAAGGACUGCUGCGAAAUAAAAUGGGGAUUGUGAAAUUCUUACCUACGCUGUAGAUGGGUUUUUAUUUUAAGCCAAAAAAAUGAGAGAUCUGUCCUUGUAUUGCUUUUAGGAAACCGAUAGUACAUUCAUGGCUGAAGUGCUUCUUUCUGCAAGGCUUUUAUGGUGCGAAGCAGCUGACUGUGGGUAAAGUGAAUUAAUUAAUGAUAUUCACUUCGGCCUUGAGCACCAGAGCAGAUUUUUUAUUCUUAUUCUUUUUAAUAAAAAAAAAAAAGAGGUCCACAUAUGUGCCAGCACUAGAACUGCUUAGAAGUUUAAGCACCCCCGAUAUUUCAGAAAAAAAAUUAUACAUUUGGGCCAAAUGUAAAAUGUACACCAUAGGACUCAGACACAUCUCUCUACAAAGCAGCUGCACUUAGUUCGCAUUGAGAUCUGUUUCCCCUUUGUGCAAUACUAGCAUCCUGAAUUAUCUGGGGAAACUGCAGCUACAGUACAGUAUGUUCUACUUAUGUGUUACGUAACGCAGAUCGGUGAAAAGUGAUCAAUAGAAAUGUCCAAAUGUUAUGCUUUUCAGCCAGGCUGCACUGCUGUACAGGUGUUUCUAACUGAAAUAGAAUGUUGUGCUGUGAUCAGAAACACCUACAUUGCUUAAAAAAAAAGGAUAAACCUUUAGCAAAAUGGCUGGGAUCUUGUUUAGAGAGUAGAGAUUAUAAGUUAGUGUCUCUGGACCUGAUAGCAUCAGGACAAGAGCACAUGUCAAUUGCAUGGGGAAAGGCCCUAGUGAGUGACACUAGUAACAAUCACUAUUGUCUGUCCCUCUCCCCUUUUUUAAACUCCAGACUGCCUUGCUUUAAAGUGUACUCAAAGCCACCAGACAUUUGAAACCAUCACAUUCACAAGUGGGGUAAAGACAUUAAUUCCCCACAGAACAUUAGAUCAGUGCUGCAGCAGUCCCAUAAGGCUUGUUCCGUCUUUCUGUACCUCACUAAACGUCCAUGACUGUGGAUCUGGUUUAGGACGAAUGCACCCCCCCUCUGUAAUGGCUGUAAAAAGGGAUGGUUAGGGACGGAAAGAGAUCAGUUCAAAGAGAAUUCAAUCUUUUCCACGGUCUUGGGUAGAAUAUGCACAUACUGGUUUUAUGUACACGCACAUUUGUAAGCUUAUGUGUGUAUAUAGCCGGUUAUCUCUUUCCACUUUACCUUAAUGUUCUCUCCCAGGCCAAUGCCAACUCCUAUAUCGAUUUUUUUGCUCUGUGUACCCCAUAUUGAAAGUCUAAACAUAUCAAAAUUCUACACAAAAAACAAACAAAUAAACAAAUGAAAGAUAUACUAAUACUUGAAUCUAAAAGAAGCGCCAAUAAUGUAAUGUGAAACUUUUUGUAAUGAUUUUUGUCACUCAUACACUUCCAAGCUUUUUAAUAACAUCAGUUUAAAAUGAACUUAAAAACAAAAAAAAAUGUGUGGAGGAAAAAAAAAAAAGUAAAAUGACAUCUAUUGUAUGCGUUUGCACAAGGCUGUGUGUGUGGGUGUGUGUGUGUAUAUGUACUGAUGGAUGAGUGAAUGUUAUUAAUCUGUUUGGACAAGUGGGCAAAGGUUUAAAAAAGUGUGUUCGUUCGCACUUGUAGUGUGUUCGUUCCCACCAUAUGGUUUAAUUCAGUAUCUUUACAGGUUAUUUGCCCUUUUUUUUUUGUUUUUGUUUUUUCCGCUAGUCUGUAGUCCGAUUCAGAUACGUAUUGUUAUUAGCUUCUAGCGUUGCACUGAGUGUCUGCCUCCCCUCUUUCAGCCAAUCAUACACCAUGAAAUAAAGUACAGAGGGAUAAGGUGACAAUUCACGUGUUAAUGUUUACUCAAGGACAUAGAGGAAAAAAAAAAGUGUGUUUUAUCUGUAAUAUGAUUAUCUACUUUAUAGUGGCUUUUAUUGCUUUCCUGAAAAUAAUUGAGUAUUGCACCAUUUUUUUUCCAGAUUAUAAAAAUGAAGAAAAAAAAAAAAAAAAAAAGAAACAAAACAAAAAAAAAAUGUGGCCAUAGGUUGGUGUAGAUGGACUUGUAACUUCCAGUGUCUGUUCCAUGCUAAAUUGAGAACGAUGAAACAUGAGUUUGUUACAAGGCUUAAAUCAGUGGUGCCUACUUUUACUUUUUUUUUUUUUUUUUUUUUUUUACCUUUUUGUUUCUCCAAGGCCACCAACAGUUUACAAGCAUUUCAUGUUGUUCAAAGAAAAGGAAAUUACUGUGGGAAUGUCCAAAAAAAAACGAAGAAAAAAAACAAAACGGACAUACUUCCAUCGUGAAUAACAAAAACACUUUACUGAAUGAAGAUUAUUGUGCUACUUGCAGAACUCUGGGAUUGAUCAGUGUUGUCAUGUUGUGAUUCACUUUUUUUUUUGUGUUGUCAUUUAUUGAGUUCAUGGACUAUUGAAGUCUGUAUGUGGGUUUAUUUUUUUUCCUUUUGUGCAAAUAAUUGCUCACUAUCUUGCACAUACAUAAAAAGUGGAUCAUGUCUCAGGAAGGCAAGGUUUCCAGAGUACCAACUCCACACCAUUUUAAUGUUGUUGUUUUUUUUGUUUGUUUUUUAUAAAGGGAAAAAAAGUUGAUUAAGAAAAUUAAGCACUGAAAAGGUUAUGGAUUUCAGAAGAAAAAAAAAAAAAACUUGUUUCUAAAUCCGUAGCAGUUACAUAUUUACCAAAUAAUGGACUCUAAAUGAACUUUAAACAAUGGAGUGCUUUAUAUAAAAAAAAUCUAUAUAUUAAAAUUGCUUUACAUUUUAGACAAAGUGAUCAAUGAUUUUGAUUGUUCAGAAGACAGUAAAAGAGCAUACAAGUACUGUAUGUGGUAAUGUUUAUUGUAUUUUCUUAACAUGAGGUCCCUUUCCUGUUGAAAUCAGGAACAUUUGUGCAUUACUAUUUCUUUUUCUGCCAUUCUCUACUGUGGCAGGUAUUAUGUACGGAAAAAGUGAAAAGAAAAAAAAAAAAAAAAAAACACGAUGUAUAAAAAGCGUUUCUUCUGCAUCAAUUUGAAGGAUUGAAAGUGAGCUGGUUUUUAAGGAUCAUGAUCUAUGCACAAGUGGGGUGUAGAGGUGUAAAGGCCUCUGUGACCCAUCUAAUGGGAUUUGGGGGAAUUACUUUUGGGCUUUCCUUCCAUUCUACUCAUUAUGUUGCCACUUUUUAUUCCUAUCAGCAUCUCCUAUUAAUCGUGUACUACAGUACCAGUACUUUACCAUGCUGUUUAUUCCUAAACCAAUGAGCAUCUCACUCUAAAGCACUGUGGGGUUUUUUGUAGCCUGUGAUAAGGGUGUGUCUUGUGUGUUAUCUUUGUUCCUGUGUUAACUAGGGUUGGGGGUUUGGGGGUGGAUCAGGGGUUCAGGGGUGGGCAGAGGGUUGCUUUUGCCUUUGAAAAAUAUUAAGGAAAAUGCCUGUACUGAGAUUUAAAAAUGACAGUGGCUUUUAAUGUUUCUCUCUCUCCUCAUAGAAUGUGAUUGUUGAUGACAUGCACCGAAAUGUUUCAUGAACAAUGGAGCUUCUUUCAACCUAUUAAUAAAUUGCAUUUUUGGCUGUA